Molecule: messenger RNA, 1794 nt
Organism: Colletotrichum lupini
Lineage: Eukaryota; Fungi; Ascomycota; Sordariomycetes; Glomerellales; Glomerellaceae
Exons: 19
Coding region: 1-1794 (597 amino acids)
Source: RefSeq, a predicted model, not a curated record
AUGUCGAGCAUGAACUUUUCGACGGCAUUGUCUGCCUUGCGUGAAUGUAUUCGUGUUAAGCGCCUGGAAGGAAACAUAUUCACUUCCCUGGAGGAUAUGAUGUACAAGAAGACUCAGUGGUUACGGAGAGAGAGGGAGGGUUUCUCAGGUCCCCCUGACUUGUUAGUCAUGUACGAGCACCACUUUCCAACUGUUCGGCGCGACUACACGAAAGACCGCGAAUACCUUGAGAGUGUAACAUCACUUACAGUUUUUCCCAUCUGUGAUCUUGCAAAGUACUCAUCUCGUAUUCAUCGUGGUUACAUCUGGAGAAGGAGUCUCGCAGUUCAGAAGGCCUUUAGACGUGGCUAUUGGCGAUUUUGGUAUUUCUCUUCAUAUUCAAUCCUCGGUUUACCCUGCUUUCGUAUCAUCUUCUCAUACGUGCGGAGGGCGAAGAAAAGCCAACUUGAGCCCGCUGGAACAGGAUUAGGAUAUCACGACAAGAAUAUGUGUUUACGGCCUUCGCAUUCUCUGUCAGUGCGAGCAGAGGGAUCAGUUGAGACGACGACAUGGAAAGAACAGUCUAUGACCUCUAUGAAAUUAGGGGUUGCUAUCGUACGAACAUGGAGGCCUCUGCUGAAAACUUUUGUUCGAAGAAUGGUAUCUCAGAAUGACUUCUCAUCUAAACCGAGGGAUGCAACGGCCUUCCUGUCCAGAUAUCUCAUGUGUUACACGGCAUCUUUGACAGAAACACUGGUCUUUAUCAGCCCGAUGCCUCCAGCUCUCGAUGGUAUUACCUACAAGUCACCCAGAGAGCAGCGCUCCAAUCUCCCACUCAAUCACGCGCCGGGCCAUGAAUCGGCCAUUGCUGCAUCCCCGCGACAAGUAACGGGCCACAGAUACAGCAGUCACGGCUGGUUGACUGUAGACUUUGAAGUAUGUAGUCGUCUGGUAACAUAUUACACCGGAUGCGCAAGCUAUCGAACUGCCAAAAGUGUCAAACCUUUCGCCCUAAUACCAAGUAAACCCUCCACGCGAACGGGAAAGCCUCACAUCCAAAGCACUAUUUCUGGUCUUCAUAUAUCACGAAACAUGUCGCCGUGUGAGGCUUUGAAUGUAUCAAGAAAAGCGCCCAAGGCUUGGUUGAUCAUUGAAUUCUCUACCAUAGUUUCUAUACCAAACAAGUCCAAGUCGUCAUCUGUGAUGUCCAUGCUACACAUAUCAGCCUUCAACCACUCGCAACCCCUUCUCCGAAUCUUCGAUACACGUAGAAACGUCGUCACCGACCCAUCCGUCAGCGCCGGAGGUCCCACCGAACCCUCCGAAGAGCCCCGCGACCCGCCCCUCCGAAGACCCCCCAUCAUCGUGGCCCUCCCUGACUUAGGGCAAAAUCCACACGGCAUCACACAUCCAACAAUCAAAUCCGCUUCAGGAUGGGUGUUCUCUUUUGCUGGUGAUGAGAAGUGUGUCGGUGAUAGAGAUCGCUCCCUUCAAUUCAAUAAUCUUGAGAAGAUGUCCCAGUCCGCCUCCGGCUUGUGGGUUAUCUUGCCGGCGAUGGCUAUCCUGUCGCCGCACGCAGAAGGCGUCGGCUUUCUCGAGGGUAUCCAGCCAAACAGCUUACUAGAAAGGCUCGUCUGCGAAUUUAUUGCAAUCAGACAAGAUGAUAUUGUAGUCAUCGUUACUCAAGUAACAAUACAGAUGAGUAUAGGAAACUUCAUUAUGCUGCCAACCGCGAGGCUGAAAAAGUACAGUGGGGACCCAUUAGUGUCCAUACAGCGCACAGUAUCCCGCAAAAUCAGGGAUCUUCAACAGUAA